AUCCACCAAACGCACCUACAGUCUGACUGCACAGACUGCCUUCUCCGUGUUCCUGCAGCCAGAGGCAUGACCUAGCACCCCGAUGACCACUCUCAGGGCCCUUGAGUGACUGGCCAGUGCACCAUGGAACUUAAAGUAUGGGUGGAUGGAGUUCAGAGGAUUGUUUGUGGGGUCACCGAAGUCACAACUUGCCAGGAGGUUGUCAUAGCCUUAGCUCAAGCAAUAGGUCGAACUGGAAGGUACACCCUUAUAGAAAAAUGGAGAGAUACUGAAAGACACUUAGCACCUCAUGAAAAUCCUAUUAUAUCCUUAAACAAAUGGGGGCAGUAUGCUAGCGAUGUGCAGCUCAUUCUACGGCGUACUGGGCCAUCUCUCAGCGAGCGGCCUACUUCAGAUAGUGUGGCUCGAAUUCCUGAAAGAACUUUAUAUAGGCAGAGUCUGCCCCCCUUAGCCAAGCUGAGGCCUCAGAUUGACAAAUCAAUCAAAAGGAGAGAGCCUAAAAGGAAAUCAUUAACAUUCACAGGAGGUGCCAAAGGAUUAAUGGACAUUUUUGGAAAAGGCAAAGAAACUGAGUUUAAGCAAAAGGUGCUGAAUAACUGCAAAACAACAGCAGAUGAGUUGAAGAAGCUGAUCCGUCUGCAGACAGAAAAGCUUCAAUCCCUUGAGAAACAGUUGGAAUCUAAUGAAAUAGAAAUACGAUUUUGGGAGCAAAAAUAUAACUCUAACCUUGAAGAGGAAAUUGUCCGCCUAGAGCAAAAGAUCAAAAGAAAUGAUGUAGAAAUUGAAGAGGAGGAAUUUUGGGAAAAUGAAUUACAGAUUGAACAGGAAAAUGAAAAACAGCUGAAGGAUCAACUUCAAGAAAUAAGACAGAAGAUCACAGAAUGUGAAAGCAAACUAAAGGACUAUUUGGCCCAAAUCCAGACUAUGGAGAGUGGUCUUGAAGCCGAAAAAUUGCAACGGGAAGUUCAGGAGGCACAGAUCAAUGAGGAAGAGGUUAAAGGAAAGAUAGGUAAAGUCAGAGGGGAGAUUGACCUUCAAGGCCAACGGACUCUGAGAUUGGAAAACGGCAUUAAAGCUGUGGAAAGAUCGCUCGGACAAGCCACCAAACGAUUACAGGAUAAAGAACAGGAACUGGAGCAGUUGACUAAAGAGCUGCGGCAAGUCAAUCUCCAGCAGUUUAUUCAGCAGACAGGGACAAAAGUUACGGUUUUGCCAGCCGAGCCCAUUGAAGUAGAGGCCUCACCUGCAGACAUAGAAAGAGAGGCACCAUUCCAAUCUGGGUCCCUGAAGCGACCCGGUUCUUCUCGGCAGCUCCCCAGUAAUCUCCGUAUUCUUCAGAAUCCUAUCUCAUCCGGUUUUAAUCCUGAAGGCAUCUAUGUAUGACAUUAUCUGUCUGUAGCGGGGAGACCCAACAAAGGAGGAGUUGAGUUGCUGCAGCUUUAAACAGAAAAUUGCCAUGUUCACUCGUUGUGGACACAAAAAUAUGCUUUUAGUACUGCUUUGCUUAUGUAUAAAUAAUCUGUAAUAUGUAUUAUGUAAUUAUUCUUUUCUUUGACUCUCAUUUCAAAUGUAUAUUUUCUGAUUAUCAUGAGCUGUAAAACAAAGGAUCAAUAUUGGACAUUCUCCCAAAUAAUAAAUUUUCAGGAUUCAUUGAGGUA
Molecule: messenger RNA, 1658 nt
Organism: Carlito syrichta (Philippine tarsier)
Lineage: Eukaryota; Metazoa; Chordata; Mammalia; Primates; Tarsiidae
Gene: RASSF8
Product: Ras association domain family member 8
Exons: 6
Coding region: 124-1383 (419 amino acids)
Biological process (GO): signal transduction
Source: RefSeq, a predicted model, not a curated record